CCUCGCCUCAGCCAAAAUAACCUUAACCUUAGCUUCGUCCUCCAUCUCCAUCACCAACUUUACUUCUGUCCUCUUCCCAAGAUGUCCUCCCGCGGUGUCCCAGAAGUCCUUUUCAAAAAAGUAGACGAAUACGUCGACUCCCUCGCUCCCCAGAUCCAACCCCGCAUCACCUCCGAGCUCGAGACCUUUCAGCAAAAGACCAUCGACAGCCUCGAAGAUAAAGUCGUCGACGCUUUCCGAUCACUCUUCAACAAAGAUAAGGAUUCUUCUUCGAGAAGUCCAUUUGAUCUUAAGGAUGAUGCGCCGGAUGCCUACGGUGGACAGAGUUUGCCGUUUGCGGAUGAGUUGGCAAAGUUGACGAGGAGUUUUACAAAGAUUACUGAUGAGGCGGGGGAUGAUUUACGGGAUAUUUUCGAUAUUACGGAGGGGAGAGCCGGAGGACAGAGUGAUACGAGAUCGAGGGGAGGGGAGACGUCGCGGGGUGGUGCGAAGGGGUUCUUGUCGGCUGCUUUUGACGCGGUGCAGGAUCAUCUGGAGAACAAUAACGGCAGGGGAGGAGGUCAAGGCUUUGAACUUGAUGGUCUGCUAGGUGUGAUUAGCAACACUGUCAAAGACGCCGCACGAAACCCAGAGGAGAAAGCACGGAUGAUCAGUCCCGAGAUCAAAGAACAAGUCGGCGCCAAACUCCGCGAACAACAUGCCCCGAUCGCAGAGCAGUUCACGCGCAUUGCUCUCGACCACAUCAAGCGCUGGUUACGAGGAAAUACGAGCACGAAAGAUCUAGGCGAUGGUGUCAAGGGCGAGAUUGAAGAUCAGGUUAAGGAUCUUGUUAAAGGAAUUGGAGGGCUGUUUGGGAAUAAUAAAAAGUCCAACGAAGGUUCGGCGAGAGGGUUCGGCGAUGGAGAUCGUGAUGGCGAACGCGCUGAUGGCGAGAGCGGUGGUUUCUCAAAAGUCAUAAGCGAUAAACUCAGCACAGGUAUCGCAAGAGUCCACAGAGAAGUCCGUCUCGAGUUCCGAAAGAUUCUCGGCGGUAUUGAAAAGCAACUCUUCGAAUUACUACCCGACCAGUUCCAACGUCCUCUCGAGAAAAUCCUCGGCGGAAACCCUUUCGACACACAACUCGAUCGCGACGCCGGCCCUGGCCAUUCUGCGGAUAGAGGGUUUGGGGACGAUAUCAAGGCGAAGCUGGUGAACAAGAUUAGAGGGCUGGUGAGGAAGGUUCAGGAGACGCUGAGGGAGAGUAUUCUGGGGGUUGUCAAUGGUGGGCAUAGGAAGUUUGAGAGGCAGAGCUGGGUGUUUGUGCAGAACAUGGUGGAGAUGAAGGUGCAGAAGUAUCUGCCCAAGGUUAAGAUCUCGGUGCCGGAUGAUAUUGGGAAUGAGGGUGUUAGUGUGGGAGCUCCGGCUCAAGCGAAUCUUGGUGGUUCGAAUGCGCCUGUGCCAGCUUCUCAAGGCGGACAUUCGUCGUCAGGACAGGGAGGAUACUCGUCGGGUCAGGGAGGCUACGAACGGCCGUCGGAGCAGCAUGGAGGGGGAUAUCAACAGCCGUACACUCCUCCUUCGCAGUUUGGGGAUAAUCGACCUGAUCACCAGCAGAGCCAGGGCUACAGGCCGCAACAGAGUCACGAAUACAAACCUCCUCAGGGACAGGACUAUAGGCCACAGCAGAGCCAAGAAUACAGACCUCAAGGCCACGAUGAGUACCGACCUCAAGGGCAACAGGGCGAAUACCGACCACAGCACCAGUCCCAGCAGGAUUACAGACCUCAAAACCAGGAUAACUACCGACCCCAGGACGAGUAUAGACCUCAGCAACAGCAGUCGCACCAAGAGUACCGCCCCGACCAAUACCCUCCGCCGCCACAGCAUCCAUCAAGCCACUCUGGGAGCUACCAGCAGAACGAGGGUUAUCAGAAUCAGGGUUACCAGCAAGCUCAAGGCUACCAACAGAGCCAGGGCUAUCAACAGAACCACGGUUACCAACAGAACCAAGGUUACCAAUAGAAUCAAGGUUACUAACAGAAUCAAGGACACAGCCAGUUCCGGGGAUAUGGUCAAGACCCAGCCGUAACCAGGACUUCUGAGAAUGUCAACGAAAUGUACAACGAAAUGACAGGCAUGCUCAAUGACGAUAACCGAUACGGCGCAAGAAGAUGACGAGCUAUCUCGCCAAGCGAUACAGGGUUCCUCUACGCCGAUGGCUUGGGCGACGCUAGGUAGAUUGAUGAAUGAACGGCCAUUUCCAUGAUCUGAUCCGUCCCCUGUUCUUGAAUUGACUCUAUCAACAUGCCGAACAUUCCGUCUCCCCUCCCGCUGACAGAUAACGCUCUAGAACGCCUCUUGCUACCGAGACCCUGGAUUUGCCCCCACAGAUCCUGAGUUUCAUGGCUUCCGCCAUCUACACUAAACCAUCAUAUCAUGAAAGUACCAUGACAGAAAACCCCCGUCAAUCCCACCAUGUGAGACUUUCUAUCCUACGACGUGCAGAAUAUACACCCAGGACCCUGCAUCACGAAGAUCUCAGCCACCAUCUUCCCUUCGGAUUGUGAUAUCACAUGACAUCCCGAUAUGCUUGGCACGGUGGUCUGAUUGUGUUGUUACGUAGGAGAAAACUUUGGAGCUGCGAGUGAUAUGAUAUGAUGCUUCCACGUGCCUGGGAUUUCGUCACAACGGCAUGAUUUUGGAAGACCGAGGUAUUCGUUCUAGCGCUGGGAUUUGCCAGUGGUUUUGUUCUUGAUAGUUACACACCUACGGUCGAAGUCCGAGAUGUGCAUGGCAUUCUGGAGCAUGGCAAUUGCGCGAUGGCUUCAAGGGUUCUUGAUUUCAGGGUCCUGGGAGUGUGAUGGAAUCCUUGUAGAAAGGUUCGGGGGUGUAAGGGACCUUUGUGGAGGGAAGAGAUAACUUCAGCUUCAAACUCACGAUCUGAUCAUGUUGGUGUUUUUGAAGAGAUCCGCGGAUGACGCGAGAGUCCGAUGAUGGGAGACGUCACGGGGAUAUGUCAUGGGAAGAACGAAGCCGUGAUGUUCCGUCCAUGAUAUGAAAUUCGGGCGGGCAAGCAAAGUAUCGCGGGGAUGUCUUGGGCGGCUUCAAGGCAGAGGCUCUGCGCUUCUAGGACUUCAUCGUUAACUUGAGAUAGUGGCGACAAGCUGUGUGCUCUAGAUAUGUAGCUUUGCUAGCUACUCAGGAUCAAAGAAGUUCAGUUAGUCCUCCAGCUACCGGUAUUGAGCGCUCUGAGAGAUGCAUUGAGUACUUUCCCCUUGGUUAAUCUCUUCUCUGCCAAGUCAUAUGUCUCUAUACGCGGAUUUAUUGUUCGCAUCUGCUAUUCCUCUAUCGAGGUGUUUCCUUGAUGUAGUUUGAGUUGUCUCCUUGGCAAGUCCCCUUUGGAAGAGCUGCCUCAUACUGCACCAGCUUCCUCGCGCUUUGAAACGAGGGCCCGAGUUCUUCAAAGCCAUUGACUUUUCUAUCCCUAAACGCAACGCAUAGAUGUUUCGUUGUAACGUCAGAACACUUGAUGGACACGCUCUUUUUAUUAACAUUACUAUAUCCUCCUCUAACCUUCCAUCUCACCUCUCAACCCACAACCCCCCAUUCCCAUAAACCUGAUCCCUCAAUACCCCAGCCUCACUCCUAACUCCAACCCAAUGCUUCGGUAUCCUAUCCAUCUGACUCUGCACCACCCCCGUCGCAUCCCCCAACCUCUCCUUAAACCCCUUCUCGCUCUUCACAGCCCUGACCGCCGAGACAGAAACUUCUGGGCCCCAAUUCUCCCGCCCUAAACUCGCUGUCGUGGUCAUGACAUCGCGCGUAUGCUCUUCCAAGAAAGCUUCAUUUGUGAGGUUGGGAGAGGAGGGGUGCAAGUGCCCCAUCAGCAUGACUUUCAUGCGGAGGUCGAAGAAGAGUGUGUCAGAAAAGUCGUGGAGGAUGUGCACUGUUACUUUGUUCCGAAGAACUACCCCGGGAGGGGCGUUGCGGAGGGGUGCGAUUGUGACGAUUGCUUCGUGCCAGUCGUCGUCGAAAUCUUCGCUUUCUUUGGGUGGGAGGACGCGUGCCCAUGCGGCAAAGACACCGCCCAUUCUCAUCUUGACCUCAUCACCAACCUCACUCAGAUUCGCCGUUGGAACACCCAACUCGCGAGUAGAAAUGCCCGUUCCUCGAACGACCUUGCCCGCAAACUUGAAAGGAAACGGCGCCUCAGGUCCCUCGUCACUCCCAAGUAUCGUCAACGGCUCCAUUGCUUCUCCCGAUAUCAACGGAUCAUAACGUCCCGCCUUGCCAUUCUUCCAACUCUCACUAACUGCAUUCCCAAUGCCACUUCCAUGGUACGCUUUCGUAGCGACUUUCUUGAUAGUAGCGUUCGAAGGCGUGAGUCUUUUGGCCCCCUGUUCGACGACUGCGCCUGCGACGCCGGUGUACUUCUUUGCAACCUGUGAACCAAUGGUGCUAGCGACUUUGAUGCCCAUUUCCAAGGGCAUAGUACUUAGACUUGAACCACGAACGGUGCUUACGUCUGUGGAUGUGCUGGCGAUGCGGAAUACGGGACUCCCGCAGAGGACCUUUUUGCCAUCGGAGUUGGAGCAGAGAACGAGGCGGAAGUAACCGUCUGUUGCUGCGGCGGGGAUACGGAUGAUGUGUGUUUCUCUCGGGAGGUGUUUCUUCAUACGCCCCGAGGCUUUUUUAACGAACCGCUUGAAGUCGCGCUGGAUACCGCGUUCUUCUGCUUCAGAGAUAUGUUCCACGCCUGUUUUGGUCGCGGGGGUUACAUCGAUCCAAGUACCAGUUGUUCCCAUCAUUGCUUUGAGCGUCAUUCCCAUGUUUCCUGAAUAUCCCUUUUGCUGUAACCACACAGUUCUCGUGGGUGGAAGAGGUUCAUCUGAGAGGAUGGUGAUGGGUACUGAAGUCGCUGGACCUCUGUACCAGAUUAGAGCAUGAGAGUGACGAAUGAUACUGAAAUGCUUGUUGGACUCUGCGGGGUGACUUAUAAGGCCACCAGCGAAAUACUGGGCUUCUCCAAGUGCAGCUUUCCAUUUCGACGAAUCCUUCGGUUUGUCUUCUUGAGCAUCCAACCUCGCUGAUAGAGCAGAUGAGCUCUUAACUCUUCUAAUCUCAUUUGACGGCGCAGGACUCAAAGGGCCCGGAGUGAGUGACGUUGGACUUGGAAUCUCAUCAACCACAAAAUCAACCUGGUAGUUCCCCCUCGGGUCCAAAAACCCCGACUGCUGCGGUGCAUGAGCGCCAGUGAGGUUCGUCGCCGAGCGGACCGGGCGCAGAGGCCGUGGAGGCGGAGGCGGUGCUAGGCCGGCGCCGAACUCGGGACGGUAGGCACUGUAUUCCGGGGGCGGGGACGGAGUUGGCUGUGCGAUGGGGGCUGGCCGCGUGUAGUAAUUUGGGUCAGACCAUUUCUCUGCGUCCGGAGUUGGAGGGAAAUACGGAUUCAUCUUGUCAUUAAGAGUAGAGGAUUAAAGAGGGCUAUUUGGUUUGAAGUUCAAGAAGGGAGAGGAGAGGUAUGUAAAAGAUGAGCAUACGUGUUGGGUGGCCAAGAAAUUGCACCGUGUGGAUGGUCAGGGGGUUAGACUGCACACAGUAUUCAGAUAAAGAGUGUUUCUACGAGUGUUUCGACACCAAAACCGGGAUAAAAGAUUAAACAUCGACAGAAAUCGCGGGGAUGAUAUUUAUAGAAUAUUUAUUGGUCUAUUGAUCAUCUCCCAAAUAAGCUUAUUAUGUUGGGGCUCGCU
Messenger RNA from Fusarium odoratissimum NRRL 54006, 5729 nucleotides. RefSeq lists its product as uncharacterized. NCBI's taxonomy places the organism in Eukaryota, Fungi, Ascomycota, Sordariomycetes, Hypocreales, Nectriaceae. The record is from RefSeq and is a predicted model, not a curated record. The transcript has a single exon. Bases 82 to 2001 code for a protein of 639 amino acids.